AAGCUCUGGUUUUGCAACACUUGUAGCUGCUGAAGUCAAAGUCCUAAAGGUGUUUGCCUUACCUAAAGUCAUAAACACUUGUUCCCACAUAUGAGUGCGCAUGCACAAUCAAAUACAUGGGCACAGCAUUUACAUUUCUACUGUUUGAAACAGAAUGGAGAAAUACCAGCAGUGAGAGAGGUCUGUAGCACUUACGAGAGGAGCAGGGACCAUGUAGAAGGGUUUUCUUGUGUGGUUCUUGGACUUCAUUCAGUUGUGAAUUUGGGAGUAAAAGAUAUCAAUGAAUUCUGACGCCGAAAGCACGAUAGAAGUUUCUAGAAGUAGCAGGUCCGCAUUUGAUGAUGAUGAUGAAGAAGAAGAGGAAAACAAAAGCUGUGCUGUGUGUGGUGAUAAAGCAACAGGAUACCAUUUCCAUGCCAUGACUUGUGAAGGAUGCAAAGCAUUCUUUAGGAGGACAGUUAAAAUGGAUCUACAGUUCAACUGCCCCUAUUCCCAAAAGUGCAUCGUGACUAAAAAGAACAGAAGGCAGUGCCAGGCAUGUCGGUUUCAGAAGUGUUUGAAGAGUGGAAUGAGAAGUGACUUCAUUAUGUCAGAUGAAGCAGUAGCCAACAGAAGAGCUGUCAUCAAACGACGGAGGGAGAAAAUGGGGACCCUGCUUCUGCAGAAUGACAGUCCUAGCCUCACCCCCCAACAGAGUGAGCUAAUAGAUUGCCUGUUCAAAGCCUACCAGCAGUAUUUCAUCUCAUAUUUCCCUAAGAUUGUUAUAGUAAGGGACAAGCAACAAGACAUAACAGAUUUGUCUGAAUCCAGCUGCGGUCAGCAUCUUUCCUCUGCAUCACCAGAUGGAAGUGGGCAGCAGUCUUUGUCCCCAUUUGUCAUUGCGCAGAUGGCAGAAAUAAAUACAUUCUUUACCAUACAGGUGAUCAACUUUGCAAAAGCAAUCCCAGCAUUUCGGACAUUACCCAUUGAAGACCAAAUUAUACUGCUAAAGGGGUCAGUGUUUGAGGUGUCUGAGAUAAUAAGCACCACAGUAUUUGACGUAGACACCUGUACCUGGGACUACGGAAAUGACCGAUUCACAAUUAAGGAUGCCAUUGAUGCUGGAGUUCAGCAAUUCUUCAUUGAAGAUGUUAUUAAUUUCCAUAAGAAGCUGCAUAUCUUGAAACCCCAUGAAACGGAGUACAUCCUAAUGGCAACUCUCUGCAUUUUUGCCCCAGAUCGACCAGGCCUCCUACAGAAGGACAUAAUCAGCCAAGUGCAGGAGGAGUUGGCAGCUACACUGAAGGCCUAUAUUGACCAGAACUAUCCAGUUACCAAAAAAAGUAUGCGUUUUCCUGUACUCCUGUCCUUCCUGACUGAGCUCCGGAGUCUGAAUGAACUGCAUAGCAAACAGAUCCUACUUCUGCAAGAGGGACUAUGGACUCCUCUUCUGAAAGAGGUUUUCAGUUAACCUUCAAACGCAUUUCACCAAAAUAUUUCAUUUGUAUAUCACCACUUCAUAUACCAAACUUUUCUGCCACUGAGGGGGAGAGAGAGUGUGAAACAACAGUGGCUUUCAUGGCUGGCUGCAUUUAGCCACAGUUACUCAGUUUUGCCUCAUUAAUGUAAUAUAUCAAAAAGUAUACUGUGAAUAAAAACUAAGAUUCUGA
Messenger RNA from Protopterus annectens (West African lungfish), 1649 nucleotides. Its product is annotated as nuclear receptor subfamily 1 group I member 3-like. Gene Ontology annotation, biological process: cell differentiation; negative regulation of transcription by RNA polymerase II; positive regulation of transcription by RNA polymerase II. The transcript has 9 exons. The coding region runs from base 281 to 1450 and encodes 389 amino acids. Lineage: Eukaryota; Metazoa; Chordata; Ceratodontiformes; Protopteridae. The record is from RefSeq and is a predicted model, not a curated record. Gene Ontology annotation, molecular function: nuclear receptor activity; RNA polymerase II cis-regulatory region sequence-specific DNA binding; zinc ion binding.